AUGACCCUACACGAGGACAAGCCGAACCUUACAGCUUUACGUACUGAAUCGAAUUCGAUUAAUUCUUCUGAUCGUCGAGUUCCAUGUGAUCUGAACACGACUCUCGACCCAGAGAAACGUAGCGAUUUUUACGCUGGAUUCCCACAGUUCAAACAAUCCGAGAUAGCAGCGAACCCAGAUUUUGUUGGAGGUUGUGUCUUUGAAAGACAGGAUUCGUUAGCGAGAGCCGCAACGCUACAAGAAUGUGAUCGAUCGAGGGAUCCUGAGGGAAUUCUGAAUUUCCUAGAGACAACAAUGAACAUAGAAGACUAUUUGGAGGAUAUUACACAUAUGACUGGCGUGCCUGUCGAUGAUCUUGAUUUGGAUGAUAUAGAACUGCAGAAAUGUAAUAUUCUUUACAAUGACGGUAAAGCCCUACAAAGUUAUGAGACAUAUGACCCUUUCGCUCAUUCGGAACUUCUCAUACGAGAGCAGUUGCAUCCCGAAGCCUAUGCAGCGCCUAGUCCUGCACUAGCAGAAGUUAAGAAAGAACCUGAAUGGGAAAAUAGCCGCCCAACCGCCACAGCAACUCGUUCGUCAAAGAGGUCCACUCGAGCGGUGCAACCCUUAGAGCCUUACGUACCGACAACUACCGCCCGGAAGUAUCGGCUGAAAAGUCCGCAAGAGCGAAACAACCUUUCCUACAAAGUCAAACGGCAAAGGAACAAUGAUGCCGUCCGUAGAAGUCGUUCUAAGGCAAAACAGUUGCAAAUGAUGAAGGAAAAACAAUUGGAGGAUGCAUUGACGGAGGUGACUGAAUUGAAGGAAAAGCUCAGAGUUGCGCAGGAGAGGCUCUCUCGAUGUCGCUGCCGACAGUGA
Messenger RNA from Cooperia oncophora, 858 nucleotides. Lineage: Eukaryota; Metazoa; Nematoda; Chromadorea; Rhabditida; Trichostrongylidae. The record is from the annotation of a GenBank genome assembly.